ACAGCUAAUUAUUCUGGGAUCCAGAUGGACAGAGAGCACAAAGGGAAUGGCCGGGCACUCGGAAGGCAAGUACUGCUUCUGUCUUUGUUGUCUUUCUGCAGCUGGGCUGCUUCAGAGCAGAUUCAGUAUUCCAUUCCGGAAGAGAUGCCAAAGGGUUUUCUUGUGGGGAAUCUCGCCCAGGAUUUGGGACUGAGUGCCAGAGAACUAGCACUACGCAAUCUACAUGUUGUGUCUGUGGAUCAUAUGCAAUAUUUCACCAUUAGUGCAGAGAAUGGAAAACUCUAUGUAAAUGACAGAAUAGACAGGGAAGGGAUUUGUGACACAACUUCAAAUUGCCUUGUUAAUUUUGAGGCAGUGGUUGAAAACCCCCUGAAUAUUUUCCAUAUAACUGUAGUGAUUGAAGACAUUAAUGAUAAUGCACCAUAUUUUGCAAAUGAAAACAUUAAGUUGGAAAUCAUUGAAUCUAGUUUACCAGGCACGAGGUUUCUUCUUGAGAAAGCUGAAGAUCCUGACAUUGGUAUGAAUUCUCUCCAGAAUUACCAGAUCAACCCCAACCCAUACUUCACUGUAGAAGUUAAAGAGAGUAAGGACGGGGGGAAAAUUGCAGAUUUAGUACUGCUGAAAUCAUUAGAUCGUGAAAGGGAACAGUCUUUCCAAUUGACCCUUGAAGCUAUAGAUGGUGGAGAACAAAGAAAAACUGGUAACGCCCAAAUACAGAUUAAUGUCACUGAUGUUAAUGACAAUUUCCCUGUCUUCUCUCAAGAACUUUACAAGACAACUUUGAGGGAAAAUGUUCCUCUUGGUUCAUUUGUGCUCCAAAUUGUGGCCUAUGAUGAUGAUGAAGGUGCAAAUGCCCAGAUCAUGUACCAAUUCAGGAACAUACCAAUGAAUGGCCACCAGAAAUUCAGCUUGGAUCCAGUCAAUGGCACAGUAACUCUAAAAGGGCCGUUGGACUUUGAAGAAACAAGAGAAUAUACCAUGACCAUAGCAGCAAAAGAUGGAGGAGGAUUAGUGACACACUGCAACAUUGAAAUAAGGGUUCUUGAUGAGAAUGACAACUCCCCAGAGGUGACCCUGGUUUCCUUGUUCAGCCCAGUUCCAGAGGAUUCAUUACCAGGAAUUUUAAUAGCUCUGAUCAAUGUAAAUGACAAAGAUACAGGUGAUAAUGGAAAGGUUACUUGCAGUUUACAAGAUCAUUUGCCAUUCAAGAUUCUGGCUUCUUCUAAUAAUUACUACAAGCUCCAAACUGACAGUCCCUUAGACCGAGAAAAAAAUUCUGAAUAUAAUAUUACAAUCAGUGCUACUGACCAAGGGACACCUCCACUCUCCACACAUAAAACCAUCUCACUACUUGUUUCAGAUAUCAAUGACAAUGCCCCUUCUUUUGAGAAAUCUUCCUACACCAUCUAUGUGCCAGAAAACAAUCCUUCAGGAGCUUCAAUAUUCACUGUCAAAGCCUUGGACCCAGACGUGGAUCAAAACUCACGAAUCACAUAUUCCAUCCUCCACAGUAACAUCAAGGAGCUCCCCAUCUCUUCAUAUAUUUCCAUUAACUCUGAGACGGGAGCUCUCUAUGCCCAGAGGUCCUUUGACUAUGAACAGUUCAGAGAGUUCCAGCUUCAAGUGAAGGCCCAAGAUGGUGGUUCUCCCCCUCUCAGCAGCAAUGUCACCGUGAGGGUGUUCAUUCUGGAUCGGAAUGACAACAGCCCCCGGAUCCUGUCCCCUUCACAAGAAGCCAAGGGGUCAGCCCUGUUUGAGAUGGUACCUCGUUCAUCUGAGGCAGGAUAUCUGGUAACAAAGGUGGUGGCCGUGGAUGCUGAUUCUGGACACAACGCCUGGCUUUCCUACCAUGUCAUUCAAGCUACUGAACCGGGAUUCUUCACUGUUGGUUCUCACACUGGUGAGAUCAGGACAUCAAGGGCCUUUGUGGAGAAAGAUGCCACAAAACAAAAACUGGUCAUUUUGGUGAAGGAUAAUGGGCAGCUGUCUCUCUCGGCCACCGUGACGCUGAACCUGGUGUUUGCUGAGAACUUCCAGGAGGCCCUUCCAGAAAUGAAAGACCAGUCCAGCAUCCCUGACUAUCAGUCUGAUCUGCAGUUCUACCUGGUGAUGGCCUUGGCUUUGAUGUCAUUCUUGUUCCUUUUGACAGUUAUUCUCGCCAUUUUGAUGAAGCUUCGAAAAUCAGGGAACCCCAAAUUCCUGCAGUGCUUUGCUCCUGUUCCCCAUUCAAAGGCUGGUGCCAUCUUCCCCCCAAACUUUGAAGAUGGGACUUUGCCUUAUUCCUACCAGUUGUGUUUGUCUUCAGAAUCCAGGAAGAAUGAGUUCACUUUUCUGACUCCCAAUAUUCAGAUUACAGACAAUAUUCUUUGCAACAAUACGUCUGGUGUUCCUAUCCUUGGCAAUGAAGAUAACACCACAGACAAAGGCAAUCCUCCUCUUUCUACACUCAAGACCAUUUCAGUGCAGAUCGCUGACAUCAACGAUAACCCUCCAGCCUUUGAAAAGGCAUCCUAUACUGCCUAUGUGCCAGAAAACAACCCCUCUGGAGCCUCCAUUUUCAGGGUCAAAGCCUCCGACCAAGAUCUGGAACGCAAUGCACAAAUCAUUUACUCCAUCCACAAGAGCAACAUUGAGGACCUGCCUCUCUCUUCUUAUGUCUCCGUUAAUUCUGAGACUGGAAUUAUUUAUGCACAGCGCUCCUUUGACUAUGAGCAAUUCAGGGAGUUCCAGCUUCAAGUGAAGGCCCAAGAUGGAGGUUCUCCUCCUCUCAGCAGCAAUGUCACAGUGAAAGUGUUUAUUGUGGACAAGAAUGACAACAGCCCUCAGAUUCUCUACCCUUCCAAAGGAGUGGAAGGCUCAGCCUUGUUUGAGAUGAUUCCUCGUUCAGCCGAAGCAGAUUAUCUGGUGACCAAGGUGGUAGCAGUGGAUGCUGACUCUGGACACAAUGCCUGGCUCUCCUACCACCUGCUUCAGGCCACUGAGCCAGGGCUCUUCACAAUUGGACACCAUACGGGUGAGAUCAGGACAUCCCGAACUUUUUUGGAAAGAGAUGCUGUGAAGCAGAGACUAAUUGUCUUGGUGAAGGAUAAUGGGCACCCAUCACUAUCUGCUACUGUGACCCUGAACCUGGUGUUUGCUGAGAACUUCCAGGAGGCCCUUCCAGAAAUGAAAAACCAGUCCAGCAGCCCUGAUUAUCAGUCUGAUCUGCAGUUCUACCUGGUGCUGGCCUUGGCUUUGAUCUCAUUCUUGUUCCUCUUGACGGUGAUUCUGGCCAUUCUGAUGAAGCUUCGAAAAUCAGGGAAUCCAAAAUUCCUACAGUGCUUUGGUCCCAUCCCCCAUUCAAACAACGGUAUCAUAUUUCCACCCAACUAUGAAGAGGGGACAUUGCCUUAUUCUUACCAGCUUUGCUUAUCAUCUGAAUCCCGGAUACAGGAAUAUGCCUUUCCAACAACCAGUGUUCAAACAGCAGAGAACAUUUCUUUUCAGAAUCAAUCUGAGGCACUUUUGACAGCCAAUGAGGGAAAUAGCCUCAAUUGUGAGAUGGAUAAAUCCGAUAUGCAAGCACAACCUGUGAACACAGACUGGCGGUUCUCUCAAGCCCAGAGACCAGGCACCAGCGGAUCUCAGAAUGGGGAUGAAAACGGCACUUGGCCAAACAACCAGUUUGAUACGGAAAUGCUUCAAGCCAUGAUCCUGGCAUCAGCCAACGAAGCCGCUGCUGCUGCAGCUGCCAAUCCGGAUGGAAAUUCGACUCUGGGAGGAGGAGCCACUGCAGGCACAAUGGGGCUAAGCACCAGGUAUGGCCCCCAGUUCACCUUGCAGCACGUCCCCGACUACAGGCAAAACGUGUACAUCCCCGGCAGCACAGCCACGCUCUCCAACGCCGCGGGCAAACGCGACGGGAAACCGGCCGCCUCUGGAGGGGGAAACAAGAAGAAGUCGGGGAAGAAAGAGAAGAAGUAGGGGGCACGCACAGGAGGAGACCAGCGCCACCUUAGAUCUGAAGGGCAAAACCGUCCAUCACUCCCCCAAUUCAUAGUCUAGGAUGGAGGAUGAAUGUGAAUUUGUGGAUAAUUUUUUUAA
Molecule: messenger RNA, 4083 nt
Organism: Euleptes europaea (tarantolino)
Lineage: Eukaryota; Metazoa; Chordata; Lepidosauria; Squamata; Sphaerodactylidae
Product: protocadherin gamma-A12-like
Exons: 5
Coding region: 25-3963 (1312 amino acids)
Biological process (GO): homophilic cell-cell adhesion
Cellular component (GO): plasma membrane
Molecular function (GO): calcium ion binding
Source: RefSeq, a predicted model, not a curated record